Molecule: messenger RNA, 8242 nt
Organism: Notolabrus celidotus (New Zealand spotty)
Lineage: Eukaryota; Metazoa; Chordata; Actinopteri; Labriformes; Labridae
Gene: unkl
Product: unk like zinc finger
Exons: 16
Coding region: 64-2421 (785 amino acids)
Molecular function (GO): metal ion binding
Source: RefSeq, a predicted model, not a curated record
CUGACGUGCACGCACGCGAGCAACAGAACCGAGCGCAUGCGCAGUUCAUUGUUUUGACUGAAAAUGCCGUCGGUUUCGAAAACGGCGGCCAAUGCGUCCCCUCAAACCGAGAAACCUACCCACUAUACAUACUUGAAGGAGUUCAGGACCGAGCAGUGCCCGUUGUUUCUUCAGCACAAGUGUACGCAGCACAGACCCUUUACGUGCUUUCACUGGCAUUUCCUCAACCAGCGGCGAAGACGACCCAUAAGAAGAAGAGACGGGACUUUUAAUUACAGCCCCGACGUUUACUGCACCAAAUACGACGAGACCACAGGCAUCUGUCCCGAUGGAGACGACUGUCCUUAUUUACACCGGACCACUGGUGACACAGAGCGCAAGUACCAUCUCCGUUACUACAAGACGGGUACUUGCAUCCAUGAGACAGACGCUCGAGGGCACUGUGUGAAGAAUGGCCUCCACUGUGCGUUUGCUCACGGGCCACAUGAUCUCCGACCUCCAGUCUAUGAUAUCAGGGAGAUCCAAGCACAAGAGGCUCUUCAGAAUGGACAGUUGGGGUCUGGGGAAGGUAUUCCUGAUCUGCAGCCGGGUGUGUUAGCUAGCCAAGCUAUGAUUGAGAAAACUCUCACAGAAGACCCCCGGUGGCAAGACACCAAUUUUGUUCUAGCCAACUAUAAAACAGAGCAGUGCACCAAGCCCCCAAGACUAUGCAGACAAGGCUACGCUUGCCCUCACUACCACAACAGUAGAGACCGGAGACGGAAUCCUAGGAAAUACAAGUAUAGGUCCACCCCGUGUCCCAAUGUGAAACAUGGGGAUGAAUGGGGAGAGCCCUCGAAGUGCGACAGUGGAGACAGUUGCCAGUAUUGUCACUCUCGUACUGAACAGCAAUUUCACCCAGAGAUCUACAAAUCUACCAAAUGCAAUGAUAUGCGACAAACUGGAUACUGUCCCAGGGGGCCGUUUUGUGCGUUUGCACAUGUAGAAAGAAUUCCCUCAACAGAAGAGACCAUGAGCUCAUUGCUAACAGUGAUACAGUCCAGUUCACAGUCACAGCUGGGCUCUCAGCAGUAUUCAGAGUGUCCUGUCAGUGAGUGGAGCAGUGGAGGGAACUCCAACUCAAAUGCAAGCAGUAGCAACGGACAAAUAGGAAGUGUUUCAUGUUCAAAUAGCUCAACUGUAACGCCAAGCUCAGGAAGCGACUGUUUGUUAUCCCCUGUGGGAUCCAUCUGCAGGCCCAAAUCCUUAACUAACAGUAGUUUAUGUUCAGAGUCCACCACUUCCAGUGCCUCAUCUCUGACGUCUAACUAUCCUAAAGCUCCGGGCUUUGAACGUGAGGAUCAGAUUAAGAACAAGGGGCAGAUGGAUCACAAAAUGAUGGACCAAGAAAAACAGGCACAAAACACUGUAUUCUCUGCGGUGAACCCUCUGGCAUCCAGCUUUACCUCCAGUAUAACAUCCAGCUUGGCUUCUAGUAUUGGCUCAGAUAGUUCAUCACCCACCACCUUAUCAACAAUGAAUGCAAAAGCCACUCCCUUUUACCCGGGCAGUAACACAGUGGAGUCUGUCAUAGGAUCUGCUCUGGAUCUCAACUUCAGUGACAUCAACGUUGCAUCUCUUGAUAAGGACUUAGAGGAGCAAGACAACAGUAUGGGGCUUGCAAGUCAGAGGAUGCUCGGAUCAGCCCCGGUGAACAUUCCUGGCUCUUUGGCUCGAUCGUCCUCUUUUAAUUCCUCGUCAUCGCUCUCCACCUCCCCUCUCAGCUCCCUCUCCCAGUCCCUGUCGCAGUCCCUGCUGUCCGGGGCGGUAUCGCAGCAAAAUCACUCAUCAAACAUGUUAGCUAAGCAAGAGCAUGGCAUGCUGGGAACACCCACCUCCUCUUCACAGAAUUCUUUGGGUUUGAAUGGAGGAGCUAGUAACAUUUGGGACUUUGUGAGCGGCAGCUUCUCUCCGAGUCCAUCUCCGGUUUUCAGCAGCCUAACCAGCAGCACAGAUCUAGCCCGCCUCUUCAGAGAGCUGGACGAAGCCAAGAGGAAGAUCAAACAAUGGGAGGAGGCCUGGCAUCAAGUUAAACAAGCGUGUGAAGCUUGCCAGAAAGAAGCUCAUGAAGCAAAGGAACAAGCGAAAACGGCAGAGGCGGAGCGUCAGCUAGCGGAACAUAAAUGGGAGGAGACCGACCGCAAGCUAAAAGACCUCCAAGGGGACUUUGACGCACUUUGUCGCACCCCCGGAACACCCCUCCUACGUAGCUACGGAGAGCUGGAGCAGCUCCCCUUGUCAAAGCUCCACUCCAUCCAGAGUCAGCUGCGUAAUGACCUAGACCUUAUAGACGGGGUAAUAUAUAUGCUUCAGUCAAAGAAAUGUAUAGUUUGCCAAAAGCAUGAUUGUUCUGCAGCCUUGCCAACAUUAUGUACUAUGUGAGAAGUGUGCGCCUAGUAAGACAGAAUGUCCCGACUGUAGAACGAAAACAUUGAAGUGGUGAUGUAUAAUUACUCGAGGUACUAUUUAAAGAAUUAACCCUUUGACAAUAUUCAUAGAUAUUACAUUUUCUAAAAAGCAAUGUCUGAUUAAAUUAAUUUAGAAUCAAAUGAUGUUUGACUGACAAAAGGAAGAGUAUUACAAAUAAGAUGGUUCAGUUCUGAUGGACUUUGCUCAUUUUAUGUGAACAUCAUCAUGCUCAAUGUGCAUGCUCUCCAGUUGAAUUACAUUUAACUUGAUCAAAAUUGAAUGCUCAUUUUGAAAUACUGGAUCAUGAUUUGGCAGAUUUAAGGACACAGAUCCUCUUCCCGUUUACGCUUUUAUCAAGAGCACAAUUUUACUGAAUGCAUAAUUCAGCUGCUCUCUCUGCAAACAAAAUGCAAAUAUGCAUUGUUACCUGUCAAAAUGCUCUUUACAUGAAACAAAAAAACCCUGCAAUCAGCAUCCUGAUUGAAAGCUGUUUACACAAAGACAUGGUGGAGUUUGUAUUUCCGCUUUAAUUUUUUGCUGUUUGUAAAUAAAAGAGACUUCACUGCACUUAAAAAUGAAAAUUGCCUCUUGGGGAAUUUGUAGCGAAAGGCACUUAAGAGUCCAGUCAGAGCAAAUCUGUGAUAUUGUUUUAAAAGGUGAGGGAGAGGAAGUUAAUCCCUGGGAUCAGACCAGAUUUUACACAUUUUAAAAUCUGUAUCUUUGAUAGCCUAUGUCUUCAGGUCAUAGUUUCUAUAAUUCAGAGGUUGAACAAAGUUUGAUCAACACUGCACCUUUUAUUCUAGUAUCAAAGUAUGCUAUUAUAUUAACCUCCAUACAGGGAUUUAAAAAUAAUCCCAAUUUGGGAUCAAAAUUAAAACAAUAACCAGGAAAAAUAAUGAGAAGUUUGUAUUUUGCUGUUAUAAGCUGGAGGCGUUGAAGUUUGGGAUCUGAAAUACAAAGAAUUCACUGUGAAAACGCUGAAAAACAAAAACUGUCAAGAAGCGAUGAGUCAUCAUGGAGCAGUCAUGUGAUAAGAAACAUAAAAUGAGCAAAAGUCAGAGUGGGUUUUUUAUUUAUUAAAGAGGAAUGCAGCAAAAAUGAGAUCAAGUUUUUAUCUCCCCCCUGAAGAAUGUGCGUGCUCGUCUCCUGUGCAGAAUGAGCAGCUGGUGUGUAAAUGGUCGCUGUUUCACGUCAUUGUACCAAAAGUACUUGAAUAUUUAGGAUGAAUGAAUACAGACUCACAGUAUGAGGGAUGAACUAGUCAUGUUCAGUGUUAGUGCUGAAUGUUAAUAAGCAGAUCUAAAUAAUUUUGUAAACUUAUGUUGCUGUGUUCCUCUUUAAGAAAAUCCACAAACCCUGAAUCCCCAUUUUUUUUAUCACAGCCAGUCAAGCAUCAUCAUUUUGACCAACUUUCUGAAGAACUUAGAUUUCUUACUAAAGCACUUUGUUGACCUGGGACUUUAUUAAAGGGUAUAUAGACGUUUUUUGCUUUAAGCUGCUUUGUAGGUAUUCUUUUGUGUCUUUUCUUUUUUUUUUUUAGAUCUAUAAUGUUUUUUCUAUAUAAGCUAAUAUCUGAAGCUUUUGCGUCUACUGUGAAACAUUGUUAGAAUAUUUCAUGUUUCCUAUCGUUAAAUCACGGCAUGGUUCUGCAUAUUAUUAAGAUUUAAUAGACAAAGUACUUAAUAGUUUCUACUUUCAUAGUUAGAUUUAUAAAAUUUCAAUCAAAUAAGUGCUAACUAAAAAUGCAUUUUAGGCAUAACCAGCAGCUGUAAUAUCAGUGAGGCACAUGCUACAUGUUGAGGCUGUUCUUCAAUCAGUUAGCUUUUGUUUUUGUAGAGAUUUAUAUAGCCUAGGCAUUAGGAGAAGCAUGUAUUGUAUUUGCUAAAAGCCUGAAAUGGUGAUUUUUGUAGGAAUCUAGCCUAAACAUAUCGGCCUCUAACUCUAAAGUGCCUUGCCUUAGUUGAAAGGUCAUGUGUAGAAUUGUCCGAGCAGACACAAGUAGGUGAAGCUUGUGCACAGGUUUGGGCGUACCGUCUUUUUAACUUAGCAGAAGCAUAGACAUGUUUAUGACUAUUUGUAUAUAAAGUAUAUCUAAAAAAAUUCCUCUGUAUUUGGCCCCAACCCCGUCGAGUAUUUCUGUUGAAGAUAGUUCAAAUCAAACAUUGUCUGUGCCUGUGUCCUGACUACAACCGCCCCUCUCCCCUUUUAAGCCUGAUUUAUACUUCUGCAUCGAUUCGAUGGUGUAGCCCAGGGGUUCCCCAAAGUGUGGGUCGGGACCCCUGGGGGGUCGCGAGACACAAAUGAGGGGUCGUGUGCUGUCUUACAGAAUGGUUCAGUCAUAACGGCACAGGAAACACAUCCCCAUGCUCAUAUAGGUAGGCUAAAUUUCUGCAGACCGGCUAAAUUAAGCAACAUUAAGUCACUUUGAGGGACAGUGGGGGUUGCAAGACUUUGGAGGCUGAAAAGUUUGGGAAUCCCUGGUGUAGCCUACCCGUAGAUCUGCGUAGCUCCCGCACCUACGCAGAGCCCUAGCUGAUGUGCACCUCCUCCGAAAUGUAACUACUUGUUGAAUCGACUCGGACUGCAAGCCCUGUGAUUGGUCCGCUCGGCGUCCGCAUUUACAGCACUUCUGGGAUCCCAGACAUCGUCGCACAUCGGCUGUGUUUUUCAUCUCCUCCGAUGUGUCCUCUCUAUUCUUCCCCAUAAUCAAUGCUGUCUGAUAAACAGCAAAACAAAAUACGCUCUGAAUCGCUGUGGAAAAGUAAACAGAAAACUCAGCGGCUAUCAGAGAGACCACACUGCCCUCAAGCAUUUUGGAGUAUUGCUGCGCGUCACGGACAUCGACGUAGAAGUUUGUAGUGCUCACGUCCGUGUCGACCCUGCUGCGUAGCGUCAACGCAGUAGUAUAACCCAGGCUUUAGAAACACCCACCCACUCAUUCCUCGGCCGUGGUGCUCUUUCGGUGCAGCUUCAGUCUUUGAAAUUAGUUUUUUCAAUUAAAUGUUUGGGAGUAUGCAAACAGGGCACAUGAAUUUGUAAAGCAACAUCUGAAAAAAUGCUUUUGAAACAUUUCAGUUACUUAGUUUUGUUGUGAUAAAUCUGCAGCGAAUGAAGAAUUCCGUAGUUAACUUGUAAGUUGUUUUUUUGCAUAGGAUUCGUGCUUUGGUUUGUGUAAUUGAAAUGACCUUCUACUGUGUUUAAAAAUCUUUUUAUUCUUGCUUUAAGAUUCUAUAGAAAAUCAUGUAUCUCCAGGUACACCUUUUGCUACUUAUAAAUAUGGGGAAAAUGCAUUGUUUACAUUCACGUAUAUGACAACUAAGCAACUCAGAGGAAAAUAUCCAGAAAAGUUAUGGUGUUUUAGCAUUUUCAUGAUUAUCUUACAGCAUUACAGGCAGGCUAACACGUCUGGUAUUGCAUGUUAUUGCGAUAUAUAAACCAGCUAGAAAAAAAAAAAGAAGAAAAAAAGUUCGCACUGUGUCUCACUGCCAGAAUAUUUGUAUUGAGUUAUAUUUAGUGUAGUAAAGGCUAAUACUUCUGCAAGCUUCGCUGCUACUGGAAAAGGUAUUGAUGUAGUUUCUUGUUAAACAUUUAGAUGUUUGAAUGUUGUGCAUCCACAGCUCAGAUUUCAGAAACAUUCGUAUCUAAUUUGAUCCUUCUUUUGAUUGAACUCUUCAUUUGUAAAUCCAUCAGAGUCAAACUUUCAGUCCUUUUGUAAACCACUUUAGAAUGAUGUCACAGACCUGUACUGCUGUAGAUCGUCCCUUUUAUUUUUUUUGGAUUGAUUGAAGUUAUUUGUGUUCUUCUUUCCCCUCAUACACUGGAGAACAGUGUAAAGUGCAGCUAAUUUCACAGGAUCCUUUGGUUUAUUUUGUUUCGCCUGUGAAGCCAAUCCAGUGAAUGAUGUCUAGUGUGAUAAUCUGAAAAAAAUGAACCAAAGGGGUGUUCUUAUAGUCGUCCAAAAAAUGUAUUUGAAAGGGAAAAUUCGCCCUUGAAAGAGAAUUUAAAUAAUCGCUAUUGUAUAGGACUGAUCAGCCUGUAUGUGUGAACAGUGUGCAAAAAGUUAAAAAGGGGCAAAACAGAGCAAAGUCCAGCUCUGUCACUGUCACAGGUUUUGUUUUGAUAUGUCAUUCAGUGGGACAGACAGAAUGUCCUCUUAGUGAGUAAACAGCAGGACUAUGCCACAACAUUAAUGGACUAGAGCCCAUUUUUUGCAGUUUUACCAAAGACCUGUACUCUCGUCGUUUCUUUUGUACUACAUUUCAUCCUUUUUGUUUGAUUUCAGUGUAAACCUAAAAUUAUUUAAAACGUAAUCACCUAGUACCUUAACUAGUUCUUGUUCAUUAACAGUGAUUAAUGGCAUCUUUUUCUAUCUCAAAAUUAGUGAGUCGAUACACAAAUGAACAAAAAAAUGCAUGGGGCAGAUCCUUCGAAAAAAGUGUUUGCGUAUUUGAUUUCGUGUUGGCGUUUAUGGCAGGCUUGUGCAAUACUGGCGAGCACAUGCUGACCUUAAGCGAGGACUCAGUGUCGGUUUAAUCGUUGUCUACAGUGAAGGAAUGUCAAAGGUGAUGACAUUUGUGCUUCUGAAGUGGCCAUAUAAACUUCACCACAGUUGUGUUUUGAAGUUGAUUUUGUUUUGUUGAUUUCGUUGAACUACAUAAUCUCAAUCACUUUGGAAAUUGGUGGUUAUGCAUUAUAUGCUGUUAUGGUCGGCCUACAGUGACUGUAAGGUGCUUUAUUUCUCUCUGACUCUUAGUUUUGUUUUCUUCAAGCGGUGGUCCAAAUUAGUUUUCGUGUUUGUGAAAUUACAGGGGGACAGAUGAUGAUUGUGACAAACGUUAAUGGCAGAUACAGACGUGAUUAAAUCUGUUGUUUUUGUUGGCCCUUAUCUUUCUAGCCGUCUACCAGCCCUAAUUUUUAAAAAAGGAUUGAAAUAUCCACAUGGUAAGCACAGCUUGUAUUUCUUUACAUUUAAAUUUCUUCAAUUUAUAACGGACCAGUGACACCCUCCAGUCAAUCUGUGCCUUUAACACAUUAUGACGAUUGGUAUAAAGAGAACAUGCCUCUGAGACAGAUGACAAAAUAUAAUCAGCUAAAUUAGAAUCAAAAGUCCAGUGCCUUAAAGUGUUUUUACGGACCACGAUGUGAUAACAAAAUACCCAGGUCACUUAAGCUGAAAGGAAAAAGGUCCCAACAGGAGGCAGCAAAUGUUGUGGAUGACUGAUAACUGUCUGUCUCGGUCUGUAUUUGCCAUUUCAUUCAGACAAAAGGAAAAAAAAACAGCAAUAUUCAAACGAUCCUGAUCUCAAUUUGUCAUUAGGCACCAAAAACCUUUAGUUUGUAAGGAAAAAAAGCACCAAAUGGGAAGAAUCUUGUAAAUGAACUGUAGUAGAUGUAUCAUUAUGCUCUGCAUUGAAAUAGUUAAAUCUAUUUUGCAUUAUUGUUAGUUGUUGUGUUGUCUUUCUGUUUUUAAUAUUAUGAAAAUGGAGCCUGAAGAUUUAUGCAAUCUUGUACAUGUAUAUGAGUAUGAUAUAUGGAUCUGUUCAAAUUAAGUCAAGUACAACGCGUGUUGUCAAAGGUAAAUAAUCUGAAUGUGGAACCGGUCGUUCCAUAGACUUUAGAGAAUUUCAGUAGAAAUGUUAUUUUAACAUUGAAGCCCUGAAAUAUUGAAUGUAUUGUUCUAAAUUAGAUAUUCAAUGAAUAGGUCACUGGAUAUUAUGGAGCGCAGUUAAUUCAUUAUGAUGUAGCAUCUAGUUGUAAACUGCUAUUCAAUAAAAUUUAUUAGAACUAAAACAAA